Molecule: messenger RNA, 3744 nt
Organism: Andrographis paniculata
Lineage: Eukaryota; Viridiplantae; Streptophyta; Magnoliopsida; Lamiales; Acanthaceae
Product: ABC transporter B family member 15-like
Exons: 7
Coding region: 1-3684 (1227 amino acids)
Biological process (GO): transmembrane transport
Cellular component (GO): membrane
Molecular function (GO): ABC-type transporter activity; ATP hydrolysis activity; ATP binding
Source: RefSeq, a predicted model, not a curated record
AUGUUUAUCCAUGGGGACUGGGUGGAUAUGGUGCUGAUGGGGUUAGGGUUUCUGGGUGCCUUUUGCGACGGAAUAUCGAUGCCUCUCACUGUCUUCGUCUCCAGCAAGCUCCUCAACACCAUUGGAGCUUCCCACUCUCACUCUCAGAGUUCUUCUUCAAUGGCGGCUGACAGUUUCAUGACUCACGCUAUCAAUAAGAAUGCACUAUGGAUGUGCUACAUUGGUUGUGGCCAGUUUGUGGCUAGUUUUCUUGAAGGAUAUUGUUUUUCAAGAACAGCAGAAAGACAAGCUUCAAGAUUACGAAUUAGAUAUUUAAAAGCUGUAAUGAGACAAGAUGUCGGCUACUUCGAUCUGCAUGUAACCAGCACGGCAGAAAUUAUAGAAAGUAUCUCCGCAGAUAGUCUAAUAAUUCAAGAGGUCAUUAGUGAAAAGAUUCCAGUUUUCGUAUCAAGCAUUUCAACAUUCAUGGCAUCCUAUUUGACAGCAUUCAUAUUGUCGUGGAGACUAGCAAUUGUGGGGUUCCCAUUCAUAGUAUUUCUUUUGGUACCGGGUUUUUUGUAUGGGAGGGCAUUGAUGAACAUUGCAAGAAAAAUCAAGGAUGAGUACAACAAAGCCGGUGUAAUAGUCGAACAAGCAAUUUAUUCGAUUCGAACAGUGUAUUCAUUUGUAGGCGAGAGCAAGAUCAUCGAUGCAUACUCUCAUGCUCUUCAGGGGACCGUUAAAUUGGGUUUGAGACAAGGCUUAGCCAAAGGUUUGGCCAUUGGUAGUAAUGGCGUAACCUUUGCGAUUUGGUCCUUCAUGACUUAUUACGGUAGUCGAAUGGUCAUAUACCACGGCGCUCAAGGAGGCAAUGUCUUUGUUUGUGGAGCAUCGAUGACUAUCGGCGGAUUAGCGCUCGGCUCGGCUUUGCCCAAUUUAAGAUACAUUGCCGAGGCGAAAGUAGCUGCAGAGCAUAUAAAGAAAAUGAUUCGAAGAGUCCCAAAGAUUGAUUCGGACAACAUAGAUGGCCAAAUACUAAAUAAUGUAUCUGGACAAGUUGAGUUUCGACAUGUCUUAUUCGCAUAUCCAUCGAGGCCUGAAAGCAAAAUCUUCCAAGACUUCAAUCUGAAAGUCCCGGCAGGAAAGACUGUAGCAUUGGUCGGGGGAAGUGGAUCGGGGAAGUCGACGGUUAUUUCUUUAUUGCAGAGAUUCUAUGAUCCUCUUGAAGGCAAGAUUCUCCUUGAUGGCGUCGACAUUGAAAAUUUACAGCUUAAGUGGCUAAGAUCACAGAUGGGGUUGGUGAGUCAAGAACCCGCCCUCUUCGCUACCUCAAUCAAAGAGAACAUACUUUUCGGUAAGGAAGAUGCAUCGAUGGACGAUGUCAUCGAAGCUUCGAAAGCUUCCAAUGCUCAUAACUUCAUCAGUCUAUUGCCUCAAGGUUAUGACACUCAGGUUGGCGAGAGAGGAGUACAGAUGUCCGGUGGGCAGAAACAGAGGAUCGCCAUAGCUAGAGCCAUAAUUAAAGCUCCUAAAAUCCUUCUACUCGACGAGGCCACCAGUGCUCUCGACUCAGAAUCAGAGCGAUUAGUCCAAAAGGCUCUCGACAAGGCAGCAGUUGGUCGGACCACCAUCAUUAUAGCUCAUCGUCUUUCCACCAUCAGCAAUGCUGACCUCAUCGCCGUGAUCCAAAAUGGCGAGAUCAUGGAGAUCGGUUCGCAUGAUGAGCUAAUUCGAAACAACUCUGUCCAUUACACAAAGCUUCUUCAUUUACAACUGUCUGAGAAAACCAACAAGUGUAUUAAUUCUAAAGGCGCCGGUCCUUCUCCGCCCACCAUGAAUAAUGACAUACAUAACACAAGUAGCAGAAGUUUGUCAAUAGUUAGUAGAUCUAGUUCGACCAACCAUGGCGAUGACCUCACCGGAACUGCGACUCGUGAUCAAGUAUUUCCGACACCUUCGAUGAGAAGAUUAUUAGCCAUGAAUUCGCCUGAGUGGAAGCAAGCCACAUUAGGAUGCAUUAACGCGGUAUUAUUCGGUGCUAUUCAGCCCGUGUAUGCCUUCACAAUGGGAUCAAUGAUAUCCGUUUAUUUCUUACCAAACCACGACCAAAUCAAGGCAAAGACGAAGAUGUAUGCUCCUUGCUUUCUGGCGUUGGCAAUAUCAUCCCUUUUGGUCAAUGUUUUUCAACAUUAUAACUUUGCAGCAAUGGGGGAACACUUGACAAGGAGAAUAAGAGAAAGAAUGCUGUCAAAAAUUCUCACAUUUGAAAUCGGGUGGUUCGACAAAGAUAAAAAUGCAACCGGUGCUAUAUGCUCCAGACUAGCGAAAGAUGCCGGCAUGGUGAGGUCUCUGGUAGGCGAUCGGAUGUCGCUGCUUAUCCAAACCUUCUCUGCAGUAAUGAUCGCGUGCACCAUGGGACUUGUCAUCGCAUGGAAGCUUGCUUUAGUAAUGAUCUCCGUGCAGCCGUUGAUCAUUAUAUGUUUCUACUGCAAGCGCGUUCUGUUAAAGAAAAUGUCGCAAAAAUCUAUGAAAGCUCAAGAUGAAUGUAGCAAGCUUGCAGCGGAAGCAGUCUCCAAUCUCCGGACUGUCACAGCAUUCUCUUCUCAAGCUCGAAUACUCAGAAUGCUCGAAAAAGCACAAGCAGGGCCGCGAAUGGAGAGCAUAAGACAGUCGUGGUAUGCAGGCAUUGGACUCGGAACUUCUCAGAGUCUCAUGCCACUCAGUUGGGCCUUAAGUUUUUGGUACGGUUGGAAGCUGAUGGCAGAAGGUUUCAUUGACUCAAAGGCGUUGUUUCAAACCUUCAUGAUCUUGGCGAGCACAGGACGUGUCAUCGGCGAGGCUGGAACUAUGACCAAUGAUUUGAGCAAAGGUUACGAUUCAGUUAAAUCUAUUUUUGCUAUCUUGGACCGGUGUUCGUUGAUUGAACCAGAAGCUCCGGCAGGUGUCAAGCCAACUAAGCUAACAGGCCAUGUUGAGCUGCGCGACAUCGAAUUCGCUUAUCCAUCUCGACCCAAUACAAUGGUGCUUAAAGAUUUUUCCAUAGUGAUUGAGGCAGGGGAAUCUACUGCGCUUGUAGGCCAAAGCGGAUCCGGAAAAUCAACCAUUAUAGGCUUAAUUGAACGAUUUUACGAUCCUCUUCGAGGAGAGGUUAGAAUCGAUGGACAGAACAUCAACAGAUAUCACUUGAGGACUCUAAGGAAGCACAUUGCACUGGUCAGUCAAGAGCCAACGCUAUUUUCCGGCACGAUCAGACAAAACAUAACUUACGGAGCAUCAGAAGAGAUCGACGAAGCUGAGAUCAUAGAGGCAUCCAAGGCAGCAAAUGCUCAUGAUUUCAUAUCGGGGCUAAAGGAAGGAUACGACACUUUCUGUGGAGACAGAGGAGUGCAGCUGUCCGGAGGCCAAAAACAGAGGAUCGCCAUUGCUCGCGCCAUACUCAAGAAUCCGACGAUCUUAUUGCUGGAUGAGGCGACAAGCGCGCUCGACAGCCAGUCGGAGAAAAUGGUGCAGGAAGCAUUGGAGAGGGUGAUGAUCGGCCGGACAAGUAUUGUGGUGGCGCACAGGCUGAGCACUAUACAGAAUUGUGACAUGAUCGUAGUUAUGGAGAAAGGAAAAGUAAUCGAGAAGGGAACACACUCGUCGCUACUAGCUAAAGGAUCGAAUGGAGCGUAUUUUUCCCUCGUUAGUCUUCAGAAGUCGCAAUGAAUAUAUAUAUAUAUAUAUAUCCAUUUUUCUUAAAUGAGUUUGUAUUUUUCUUUUGUAACA